AUGGAAGAGUCUUCGGAUCCCGGAUCUCGCCAAAGCCGGAAAGUUCGACGACGAGGCACGAGACAUGUCAAAUCUGGUUGUAGGACGUGCAAGAUACGCAGGAUAAAAUGCGACGAGAAAAGACCUGCUUGCGAGCGAUGCACCGCCACGGGUCGCACCUGCGAUGGAUACGGCAUCUGGGGGACUUCUGCUACUGCUGGCAGUCGGAUCUUUAACAAUGGGUUCCGUCCGCUUGCUGAAUCUAAUGGUUCUCGCCUUCGCCCCGAUAGAACUCGAGCUGCAAUUGAGCCUAUCUGCGACAAUGCGUUUGUCGGAGAGGGUGCCAAGUUUCUCAAACAUCUAAGCAUAACAGUGGACGCGGACGAGUUGUUUUGUCUAGAGUUCUUUCAGGUUCGGUCUCUAGUCAAACUUCCCGGGCUUUUCGAUUCCGAAUUCUGGGACCAGGUUCUCCCACAGCUAUCUUGCACACAAGGUGCCGUAUUCCAUGCUGUCAUCGCACUAGCAUCUACGCAGCGCAGUCAAGAAUUUACCAGCUGUAUGCGAGAAUCUUCCGAUAAUCCGUUUAUUGACUAUGAUUCCGAGACAGAAAAGUGGGAUCGGUUUGCAUUGAAACAAUAUAACAAAGCCAUUAAGCAUCUACGAUCACACUUCCAAGAUAAUAGUCACCACUCUAUUCAGAUUGCUUUGACGACUUGCAUCCUUUUCAUAUGCAUUGAGUUCAUGAGAGGGUCAUAUUCUAUGGCGAACGUGCAUAUCGACCAUGGAAUCAAUGUCUUGAGGACUUUGCAGUGGAGACUCAAGUCCAAUGCAUCGGCCAAGAGGUUCAGUAGAACGAUCAUUCGCGCAUCAGAGCCCAAGACAGUGGAUGACCAUCUGAUGGAAAUACUAGCGCGAAUGGAUACGCAAUGUAUGUUAUUCGGAUAUCCCUCGCGGUACUUGCACGCAACAGACACAUAUUCUCCUCCAAAGUACAAACUUCCAAAUAUGUUUGUCUCGCCGGAGGAAUCACGACAAUAUUUGGAAGUUUUAAUUGGCAAAACCCUUCGCUUGGUUGACAAGUCCAAGACUGACAGUCUGUACUUCCCUGCUAAUGACAUUAAGUGCAAUCCUUUAGACACCAAGGAGGAGCUCCUGGGAGCUUUAGACUCGUGGAUGAAUAUACACGAAAGAACCGAAAGCAGCCUUUUAUCAAGCCUCAAAAUUCGGCCGUUUCUAGGAUUCACUGUACUUCGAAUCUACUCGAUUAUGAUCAAAAUCAUGCUCCUCACAUGCCCCAGUCCCAACGAGGUUCGAAGCGAAAUGGUAUUCGAUAAAUAUACAGGCCUUUUUAAAGAUCUCAUGAGAACAUCCAGCGACAUGGUCAUGAUGACAAGGUUUCCCGGAAAUUAUACACCGAGCACAGCGGGCUGUCGCAUCGGUCCUUUGAACUUUACUGCAGAUAUGGGUGCCGUUGCACCAUUGUACUAUACAGCGCUUAAAUGCCGUGUUCCCUACCUUCGAAGACAUGCAAUCCAGGUAUUGAGAAUUGCGCCUCACCGCGAAGCAGUGUGGGAUGGGGCUGCUGUUGCGGGUGCUGCUGAGAAAGUUGUUAGAUUGGAAGAAGGUGACUUUUAUCGUUUGAUUAACGAUGAAUCGACUCAAUCAUUCUCGUCGCUCCAGCAGGAACCGCUUCCCGAAUCACACCGUUUCCAGGACGUCCAGAUACUCAUGGAGGAUGGAUUAAAACCCCGCGGAAGGAUUAUGUGUAGACGACGACGAAGGAAGUACAUCACCUCGCUGGAUGAUUCGGAAUGGGAAACCAUUGAAGAAUGGUUCAAGUGUGAUGACCGAAUUGCCACAUAUACCUGGGGUAAUAUUCAGGAUCUGUAUAGGGAAUCAAAAUUGGAUUAUGUAUAUUAA
This is a messenger RNA of Talaromyces atroroseus, 1899 nucleotides long. RefSeq lists its product as hypothetical. The record is from RefSeq and is a predicted model, not a curated record. The transcript is spliced from 2 exons. The coding region runs from base 1 to 1899 and encodes 632 amino acids. Gene Ontology annotation, molecular function: DNA-binding transcription factor activity, RNA polymerase II-specific; zinc ion binding. Gene Ontology annotation, biological process: regulation of DNA-templated transcription. NCBI's taxonomy places the organism in Eukaryota, Fungi, Ascomycota, Eurotiomycetes, Eurotiales, Trichocomaceae.